Molecule: messenger RNA, 1506 nt
Organism: Heterocephalus glaber (naked mole-rat)
Lineage: Eukaryota; Metazoa; Chordata; Mammalia; Rodentia; Bathyergidae
Source: RefSeq, a predicted model, not a curated record
GCCCGAGACCUGGAGCCUGGCGAGCCUGAGAGCUGCGGGCUCACAAAGCGGCCGGACGCGCGGCGGCGGCGGCGGGUAGCAGGAGCGCAGCGGAGCGAGCAAGCAAUCGGCAUUCUCGGCGGCCGUGCCACAGGGGCUCAAGCAACUCGGACGCGGGGACCUGGGCCGGCUCCCAAGAUGCCAGCGAUUGCGGUGCUGGCCGCGGCCGCCGCGGCGUGCUGCUUCCUGCAGGUCGAGAGCCGGCACCUGGACGCGUUCGCCCGAGGUGCGGGCCUCAACAAUGGCAAUUUCCUAGACAAUGACCAGUGGCUGAGCACCGUCUCCCAGUACGACAGGGACAAGUAUUGGAACCGCUUCCGAGACGAAGUUGAGGAUGAUUAUUUCAGAAACUGGAACCCCAACAAGCCCUUUGACCAAGCCCUGGACCCAUCCAAAGACCCCUGCCUGAAGGUGAAGUGCAGCCCUCACAAAGUGUGUGUGACCCAAGACUACCAGACAGCCCUCUGUGUCAGCCGCAAGCACCUGCUGCCCAGGCAAAAGAAGGGGAAUGUAGCGCACAAGCAUUGGGUUGGACCUUCAAAUCUGGUCAAGUGCAAGCCAUGCCCUGCGGCACAGUCGGCCAUGGUCUGCGGCUCUGAUGGCCACACCUACACAUCCAAGUGCAAGUUGGAGUACCAUGCUUGUUCUACUGGCAAAAGCCUCACCACUCUCUGUGACGGGCCCUGUCCUUGUAUCCCGGAACCUGAGCCACCAAAACACAAGGCAGAAAAGAACGCAUGCACGGACAAGGAGUUGAGGAACCUUGCUUCCCGGCUGAAAGACUGGUUUGGAGCUCUUCAUGAGGAUGCAAACAGGGUCAUCAAACCCACCAGCUCUGACACAGCCCAAGGCAGGUUUGACACCAGCAUCCUGCCCAUCUGCAAGGACUCCCUGGGCUGGAUGUUCAACAAGUUGGACAUGAACUAUGACCUCCUGCUGGACCACUCAGAGAUCAAUGCCAUUUACCUGGAUAAAUAUGAGCCCUGCAUCAAGCCUCUCUUCAACUCUUGUGACUCCUUCAAGGAUGGCAAGCUCUCUAACAAUGAGUGGUGCUACUGCUUUCAGAAGCCUGGAGGUCUCCCUUGCCAGAAUGAAAUGAACAGAAUUCAAAAGCUGAGCAAGGGGAAAAGCCUGUUGGGGGCAUUCAUACCUCGGUGUAAUGAAGAGGGCUAUUACAAAGCCACGCAGUGCCACGGCAGCACAGGGCAGUGCUGGUGUGUGGAUAAAUACGGGAAUGAGCUGGCUGGCUCCAGGAAACAGGGUGCCGUGAGCUGUGAAGAGGAGCAGGAAACCUCAGGGGAUUUUGGCAGUGGUGGCUCCGUGGUCCUGCUGGAUGACCUAGAAGAUGAACAGGAGCUGGGACCAAAGGACAAAGAGGGGAAGCUGAGGGUUCACACUCGGUCUGUGACAGAGGAUGACGAAGAUGAGGAUGAUGACAAAGAAGAUGAGGUUGGGUACAUAUGGUAG